Puccinia graminis f. sp. tritici CRL 75-36-700-3 is the source of this 915-nucleotide messenger RNA. RefSeq lists its product as uncharacterized. The transcript has 3 exons. The record is from RefSeq and is a predicted model, not a curated record. Bases 1 to 915 code for a protein of 304 amino acids. NCBI's taxonomy places the organism in Eukaryota, Fungi, Basidiomycota, Pucciniomycetes, Pucciniales, Pucciniaceae.
AUGGGUAAAAAAACCUCAUUAAAACCAGCAAAACAUAUUAAUGAAAAGGAAAAGGAAUUAAUAAUCAUUGAAGAUUCAGGGGACAAAGGUGGCAAUACAAGAGUGGUUAAAUAUCCUACGACUGUUGUGGACACCCCUAAUUCAUUUAAACCACCUGGAAAUAAAGGGAUUGCAGAGGAUGAUACAAGAGGAGAUAUCGAAGUCCCAGAUAUCUUGGAAAAAGAACAUUAUGAUGAAGAAGUACAACAACGAGCAAAUUAUUGGCACGAAUUCAAUCAGGACCACAAGCACUGGGAAUUGGUCCCCAAAGAUAUCCGCGCAGUCAUUUCAAGCAUACGCAAUGUCAAUGGGGAUGGCCAUUGUGGCUUUCGGGCCGCUGCUGUCAGCAUGGGACAAGGGGAAGAUUCCUGGCCACAGAUCAGGAAGGCAAUGCUACAAGAAAUGAAGGACCAGCCCAUUUAUCGGAACCAGUCUUACCUGGAAGCCGUAGCGGAUUCAGCCCCAUAUAGCAGGUUGGAGGCAACCCUGAACUACUUCAGGUCGCCUGCCAAAUUCAAUAAUUGGAUCAAGUUUCCGCUCCACGGUGAUCUCUUGGCUGACACAUUCCAACGGCCUGUGAUUUACAUCACAGAAUCCAUGAAAAUCACCUUUCUACCGCUGUCUCAUGGCGCAGGUCCAUCAACUAACCCUCCAAUCUUGCUUCUUUAUCUGGAAGGACAUUAUCACUACAAUGCCUUCAAAUUUGAUGGUGAAAUCUACCCAGCUCCCAGUGUCUCAAGCCACUGGUUCAAGUGGCGGCAAAAUGUGGCAAAAGACUGGGAGAAAUCCAUUCAGUUGAACCGCGAUGAAUGGAAGAGAAGGAUUCCUCAACAGCCCUCUGAACUUCCAGUAGUUGUAGAUGUAGAGUACUUAUGA